UCUUUGAAUGUGGCGGAGGAUAUCCCACAGCGAUCAGUGUUGACCUCGCUGGUUGUACUAAUGACCCGUGCGUUUUGAAACAAGGCUCAAGCGUUACGCUUAAGAUGGACUUCUUAGCAAAUCAACACAGCUACGCCCCCCUAUUUACAUUGCAAGCGUAUACGGGCAGUGCAUGGGUGGACAUAUCGGCCAAACAAAGUGGUUUCGACCGGAAUGUCUGCCACCACACAGUCUGUCCCAUGAAUGCGGGCGAUAAGCGAACCUUUACACAGACCCUGGUCAUCGACUCCCUCUAUACGCCGGGCACUAUCUGGUUGGCGCCUGUGCUAUCGGAUAGAGCAGGUACUAAGGCCCGCUCAUCAAGUAAGACCUGUAUGAGGGAUGGGGUACGCGAUUGGGAGUCAGAUAUACGUCGGAAAGGGAGAAAACCGACGGAUUAUAGCAAAGAGAAUAAAGAG
Molecule: messenger RNA, 458 nt
Organism: Oppiella nova
Lineage: Eukaryota; Metazoa; Arthropoda; Arachnida; Sarcoptiformes; Oppiidae
Source: the annotation of a GenBank genome assembly